Messenger RNA from Medicago truncatula (barrel medic), 1268 nucleotides. RefSeq names its product protein FAR1-RELATED SEQUENCE 2. NCBI's taxonomy places the organism in Eukaryota, Viridiplantae, Streptophyta, Magnoliopsida, Fabales, Fabaceae. The record is from RefSeq and is a predicted model, not a curated record. The transcript has 5 exons. Bases 226 to 915 code for a protein of 229 amino acids.
UUGUACCUAAGUUUUGUGGUUUUGUUUUUACAUCCUAGAAGUAGAACCAAGUGCGAAAAAGCAAAAGGAAAACCCAACAACACAUUGAAGAUUGAAACAUGAAACUCCCCAUUCAAACCUUACACUCUCUCUCGCGUUGAUUUGUUUCUCUGAAAUCGGAUCUAUUCAGCAAGGCUGCAUCUUUUUCCGUGGUUUGCUGAUACUGUACUUUGUUAUUUAUGCAACAUGGAAUCCAGAUUAGUUGAUCGAAGUGACGGGGCAGAAGUUUCCGGGGAUGGUAAUUUGGUGGAACCGAAUGAUGGGUGUAGAUCAGCAAAGAGUUAUUCUGGGAGAGAGUUGGGUAUCUCUGAUCAUGACAAUGCUGUUAAGGAACCAUAUGAAGGCAUGGAAUUUGUAUCCGAAGAUGCUGCUAAGAUAUUUUAUGAUGAAUAUGCCCGACAUGUAGGAUUUGUCAUGCGUGUGAUGUCUUGUCGGCGCUCAGAAAGAGAUGGUAGGAUUCUCGCCCGCAGGUUUGGAUGUAAUAAGGAGGGCCAUUGUGUUAGCAUACAAGGGAAACUUGGUCCAGUUCGUAAACCAAGGGCCAGCACUAGGGAAGGUUGUAAGGCGAUGAUUCAUAUCAAGUAUGAUCAGUCCGGAAAAUGGAUGAUAACAAAGUUUGUAAAAGAUCAUAAUCAUCCACUAGUCGUCUCUCCACGUGAAGCACGCCAAACAAUGGAUGAGAAGGAUAAGAAAAUUCAGGAACUAACAGUAGAACUUCGGAUUAAAAAACGGUUGUGUGUAACAUAUCAAGAACAGUUAAAGUGUUAUAUGAAUAUUGUUGAAGAGCACAGUGACAAGCUGUCUGCAAGAAUUCAUCACAUACUUGAUAAUCUUAAAGAAUAUGAAUCCAUAGAAGAGCUUUUGCACCAGACGUAGCCCUGCAUUAUGUAAUGCACGGCGUGGUGUGAUCACUAACUUGUCCUAAAAUGUUAUGUUCAAAGGAUGUACCACCUUGGAAAGUAGAGUUGGAUAACUUGUCAUAUAAAAGAUAACAGACAUGUUAUGGCAUUUUGACAGGGGCACAUUAAUUGGACAAUUCUUUACCCCCAAGUUGAGAUGUAAUCUUGUAUUAGUUUUUGUGUUACAGAAAAAAAUGUAUAUUAUAUAAAUUUAUGACAUGCUUAGUUUUAAAAUUACUGCACAGGACAUUGAUGUUAUUAGAAUAUAGUUUUAAAUUUACUGCACAGGACAUUGAUGUUAUUAGAAUAUAUUUGUUGAAAUUUACCAAA